AAUAGUGAUCGGAAUAUUACAAAGAGUGGUCCAUGGUCCAUAAUCCAUGGGCUUGGAGCCCACAAUUAUUAACAGUGGAAAGCAACGGAAAGAUGCAAGCGCAACCUGGGUCUAUCCAAAAGUUUUCUAGACAUUACUAGACUCUUCACCGCCCCUUUUCUUUCUUCUUCGAACCUUCUUUUAUUUCACUGCACUCUCCUUCAUCGAUCAUCAUCGUCAUCAUUUGUCCCAAACGAAAGCACUUCAUUAACAUAGACUGAAACAAGGCAAGCACCCAAAAAUAAUCUCUUACUUUCAACAAAAAUCAUGUUCGGUGUGGUCUUCCCCAACCGGAGCUUUCCUAUGGACAUUUCCACUUUCUCCCAAAUCGACACCUUCCAUUGGAUUCUCGACAUGAACACUUUCGUAGGUGAGGCCUACGAUCAAAUCCGCGAAGUCUGCAUUUUCCUCUUAAACAGUUUCUCUCUUCCACCGGAGAAAGCCCUAGCCGUCUACAUUCAGUCUCCUGGUUCACCUUUCCAAUUCUGCGGCGCCGUCACUCUAUCACGUCCCUCCGCCGUCCUCUCCCUCAAUUGGCCUGAGCCCGGUGGACAAUUGCAGCUUACGGCGGCGGAUUCUGCCCCGCUGUCUGCUAAAAUAGGGGUUUCGGUCGAGGACUUGGCGUCACUGCCGUCGUUGGAUAUAGCCGCCGAGAAAAGGAUCGAACGGCUUGCUAUGAAAGUUGGGGAGAAUUUGUUUAAUUAUAUGCAGUCGUUUUGUGGAGUUGAUGGGAGCAAGUUGAUUGUGCCUAUGGAUAUUUUGGACCGAUGGUUUAAGAAGUUUCAGGAGAGGGCUAAGCGUGACCCGGAGUAUUUGAAAGGCUUCGAUUUGUAAUCUUUAAAUUUCAAGGAUAUGAAUUCCCUUUGAUGCUCGCCUGUUAGAUAAAAAACUGCUGCUAUGCUAAGAAGUAGGAGAGGUGUAUGUUUUGCCACCAUUCUGAAGUGGCCUGUGUUGUGAAUAUAAACUUUAAAAUGAUAGGGGCUUAGAUCUUUUGAAUGCUACUGUUUGACGGUUUAGACCUUCAGUUUGCAACUUCUUAGUUAAGAGGAUUUGGGAUUUUGCUUUUUGAUUAUUUUGCACAAAACUUCUGUCAUAAAAGCAGGAUCGUGAGUGAGAAGGGAAAGAAAUAUUCUGUGAUCGUGAUUCUGAACCGCGAGUAAUCGUGAAUCUUUUAUUGAGGUUUAAACUGUUGUUAAAAUGUGAUUUGAGUGCGGAUUCCAUGAGCAAGUGACUUGAGUAGGUACGCGUUUAAAAAGAAAAGGGUUCUACUUUAAAUGUGAUGAGAACUAGUAAAUUCGUAGUGCAACUGCAACGUGACCUCUGCUUUGGAGCUCAACUAUUUUAUACUUGGGAAGAAGGUUGCAGGAAAUUAUUUUCAGCUCCUCGUUAAGUAUCGCUCCUUCAACUUAGCGUACAAGUAUAACAUUGGCAUUUGUGGACGCCUUUCAAAAGCUGUUCGGUGGCAUGUAAUUAUUUUCCACUUAUAUAUUUUUCAUAGUUAAGAAUAUGUUUUUCAUAUAAUAAUUAUUUGUACAUUUUAAAUUUAAAUUUCUAUAGUUAAUGGUAUUUAUGGACCGCCAAAAUGGAUUUUAAUA
Molecule: messenger RNA, 1634 nt
Organism: Hevea brasiliensis (rubber tree)
Lineage: Eukaryota; Viridiplantae; Streptophyta; Magnoliopsida; Malpighiales; Euphorbiaceae
Product: protein OPI10 homolog
Exons: 3
Coding region: 307-873 (188 amino acids)
Biological process (GO): protein import into nucleus
Cellular component (GO): nucleus; cytosol
Molecular function (GO): nuclear import signal receptor activity
Source: RefSeq, a predicted model, not a curated record